CGUUAAACUUGUGGAGCCUUGAAGACCUAUUGGCUGUAAACCUAUCCUCGAACUUUCUAGAAGGUCACCUACCAUUAGAUAUUAGAAAUCUGAAGGUCAUAACACUAAUAGACUUGUCAUGGAAUCACUUGUCAGGUACAAUCCCAAACACCAUAGGAGGAGCUCAGUCAGUAGUUUCUCUUUCCUUGGACCACAAUAAUAUGCAAGGACCUAUUCCUCAAUCAUUGGGCAACUCGAUAAACUUGGAAUUCUUGGAUCUAUCAAGUAACAAUUUGUCAGGAGUUAUUCCAAAGUCCUUGGAGGCACUCAGGUAUCUCCAAUAUUUCAAUGUGUCUUUCAAUAGACUGCAAGGAGAAAUUCCUAGUGGAGGACAUUUUGCCGACUUUACAACUAAGUCCUUUCUGCAUAAUGAUGCACUUUGUGGUGCACCUCGUUUGCAAGUUCCCCCAUGCAAAGCCCAUGGAAGAUCGAGGUCAAAAAUUGUACCCAAGUUGAUAUAUAUUUUAACUCCUAUUGUAUUAGCAAUUGUUAUUGUGGCCCUCAUAUUUGUGUUGAUAGGAAGAAACAAAAAGAUAAAAUUGCAGACCCAAGACGAUUCGUCAUCACCUUUUCCAUGGAGAAGGAUUUCGUGCGAGGAACUUCUACGAGCAACAAAAGCAUUUAGUGAAACCAACCUAAUUGGUAUGGGGAGUUAUGGCUCAGUAUAUAAAGGAAUGCUCUUGGAUGGGAUGAGUAUUGCAGUCAAGGUUUUCAAUUUGCAACCAGAAGGAGCUUUCAAGAGUUUUGAUGUCGAGUGCGAAGUAAUGCGUAAUAUUCGUCACCGGAAUCUAAUUAAAAUCAUCAGUAGUUGCACUAACUUAGAUUUCAAAGCCUUAGUACUAGAGUACAUGCCUAACGGGAGCCUUGAGAAGUGGUUGUAUUCACACAACUAUUGUUUGGAUUUCCUGCAACGGUUAGAUGUCAUGAUAGAUGUUGCAUCAGCAUUGGAGUAUCUUCAUCAUGGUAAUACAACACCCACUGUUCACUGCGAUUUGAAGCCAAGCAAUAUCCUCCUCGAUGAAGACAUGGUUGCACAUGUUGCUGAUUUUGGGAUUGCAAAACUCUUAAGUGAUGGGGAUCUUAUAGUGCAAACUAUGACCUUAGCAACAAUUGGAUAUAUGGCACCAGAGUAUGGAACCGGAGGAAUAGUAUCUACAAGAGGCGACGUCUACAGUUUCGGUAUUAUGUUGAUGGAAACAUUCACAAGGAAGAAGCCGGCGGAAGAAAUGUUUGCUGGGGAGAUGAGCUUGAAGCGUUGGGUGAAUGAAGCAUUAAUGGAUGGUUCAAUUGUUGGGGUUGUGGACUGUAAUUUGAUGGGAGGAGAAGAAAAAGAUUUCUCUGUGAAGGAGCAAUGUGUAUCAUCUAUCUUGAGUUUGGCCAUGGAAUGUUCAAAUGAUUCACCUGAGAAAAGGACAAACAUGGAAGAUGCCUUGGUUAGACUAAAAAAAAUUAAGGUUUCGUUUCUAGCAGAUAUUGGUAGGACUUGAAAGAUAUAGCAAUCUUAAUUUACGUCUACUGUAAAAUCUUUUUUCCUUAAAGCAGAAACAAUGUUGAAGAUCAUGUUGUAGUAUAAGGCUAGUGUCUUUCAAUAAUUAAAUCUAAUGAUAGACAAUGUUGAACUCAAACAUAAAUAUAAACAGAGUGCAAAUUUUUUUUCU
Messenger RNA from Cornus florida, 1697 nucleotides. RefSeq names its product receptor kinase-like protein Xa21. The record is from RefSeq and is a predicted model, not a curated record. The transcript is spliced from 2 exons. The coding region runs from base 201 to 1526 and encodes 441 amino acids. Gene Ontology annotation, molecular function: protein kinase activity; protein binding; ATP binding. Lineage: Eukaryota; Viridiplantae; Streptophyta; Magnoliopsida; Cornales; Cornaceae. Gene Ontology annotation, biological process: protein phosphorylation.